AAACAACCCCCCCCCAAUCCCUUCAACAUGGAUGUAAGAUUUUAUCCUGCUGCAUCUGGAAGCUCCCUUCCUGGAGACCCUUCCAAUCUGGACUUUGCCCAGUGUUUGGGUUACUACAACUACAACAAGUUCGGCAACAACAAUAACUACAUGAACAUGGCCGAGGCCAACAAUGCAUUUCUCACUGCAAACGAGCAAACAUUCCACACUCCAAGUCUUGGAGAUGAAGAGUUUGAGAUCCCACCAAUUACUCCACCACCUGAACUGGAUCCCACCAACUUAGGGAUGGCAGAUAUACUGUUGCCAUUUCAAGGUCUAAGUGAUCAGUUGGCUGCACAAGGGAAUGAGUUCACGCCACAGUUUCCACCGCAGAGCUUGGAUCUUCCUUCCAUUACAAUAUCUCGAAAUCUUGUGGAACAAGAUGGUAUCAUCCAAAGCAAUGGGUUACAUAUGGAUCAUAGUCAUGCAGAUGUGCCUCAGUAUCGCCAGGACCACUCUUUGAUUAUGAGAUCCAUUGUUCAUAUGACAGACGCUGCUCGUUCGGGAAUUAUGUCACCUAACCAGCUGACCACUAUUAACCAAUCCCAGCUCAGUGCUCAACUGGGGCUGAACUUGGGCGGGACCAAUGUGCCACACACUUCCCCAUCCCCUCCUGCGAGCAAAUCGGCAACCCCUUCUCCAUCCAGUUCUAUAAAUGAGGAAGACGCGGAGGACUCAAACAGGGCUGCAGGAGAAAAGAGAGCUGCCCCAGAUUCUGGCAAGAAGCCCAAGACUCCAAAGAAGAAGAAAAAGAAAGACCCCAAUGAGCCACAGAAGCCAGUGUCAGCAUAUGCCCUGUUCUUCAGGGAUACACAAGCAGCAAUUAAAGGGCAGAACCCCAAUGCUACCUUUGGAGAGGUUUCAAAAAUUGUAGCGUCUAUGUGGGAUAGCCUAGGAGAAGAGCAGAAGCAGGUAUAUAAACGGAAAACAGAAGCUGCCAAGAAAGAAUACCUUAAGGCACUUGCUGCCUACAGAGCAAGUUUGGUUUCCAAGGCUGCUGCUGAGUCAGCUGAAGCCCAAACAAUCCGUUCUGUUCAGCAAACGCUGGCGUCUACAAACCUGUCCUCGUCCCUCCUUCUGAACGCCCCUCUCUCCCAGCACACGGCCAUGGCCACUUCUCCACAGACUCUCCAGCAGUCGCUCCCCAGGGCAAUCGCCCCCAAGCCUCUAGCAAUGCGGCUGCCCAUGAAUCAGAUAGUUGCCUCGGUCACCAUUGCGCCCAACAUGCCCACAAACAUUUCCACCUCGCUGAUAAGCUCCAUGGGAAGCAGCAUGGUGGGCACGUCUGCGUCGGCGCCCUCCCAGGUCAGCCCUUCCUUGCAGAGCCAGCAGCACCAGCUGCAGCAGCUGCAGCAGAUGCAACAGCAGCAGAUGCAACAGCAGCAGCUCCACCAGCAGCACAUGCAUCAGCAGAUCCAGCAGCAGAUGCAGCAGCAGCAUUUCCAGCACCACAUGCAGCAGCACCUGCAGCAGCAGCAGCACCUGCAGCAGCAGCUGAGCCAGCAGCAAAUUCAGCAUCAGUUGCAGCACCAGCUCCAGCAGAUGCAGCAGCAGCAGAUGCAGCACCUGCAGCAGCAGCAGCACCAGUCGCAGCCUUCACCUCAGCAACAUUCCCCAGUGGCCUCACAGAUCACCUCUCCAAUCCCCAGCAUCGGGAGCCCCCCGCCAGCCCCCCAACAACACCAGUCCCAAAUACAAACCCAGACACAGACUCAGCUAUUAUCGCAGGCCAGUAUUUUCUGAAGACACACGUUGCAAAGCUGCUUUGCAUUGUGAGUUAAGCAAAGGGGGACUGUUUACGGCUGGAAACUGUACAUUGCUGAUGGUAGUUAUGCAGGGAUGCAUAACAGAUGAGUGAGCCUCUAAGCUGUCUAUUAGAUAGGCAAUAAAGAACUACAAUGUAGCUGUGUAUAUUCAUUUAGCUGACUAUAAAUAUUUGUUUCCCCCCUCUCUCUUUCCGAUCUUUUUAAAGAAAAUGCUGUGCUCUCUUGUUUUCUUUAUUUAUUUUGAGCUUUACCCAUAAUAUGUGAACUACAUAGUCUUGGAUAUGCCUGGGCAGUGAAACAAAAAAGUUUUGGUCUUUUUCACAGUUCCAGAUUAAAACUGAUUAGUGAAUGCACUUCCAACCAAUUUGGGGUUUUUUGGGGUUUUUUGUUCAUGAAGUCCUAAAAAGCACAGUUGUAACUACCUGUAAAAUGUUGAUUGGAUUCCAUGCAAUCACACUCGUAUGACAUGAGUAGUUGACGGUGUUUUUCUCUGUCAUAUAUAUAUAUAAAUAUAAAUAUAUAUAUAAAGAUUAAUGUAAAAAUCAUAGACUUUUGCCAAAGCUCCUUUUUCUCUUUUUAAUAUGUCUCCAGAAGGGGGAGGGGGGGAACCUGCAAGUGAAAGUUCUUAAAUAUCAGAGCCCAUCUUUACCAUCAAAGCUAUAAUUUCUCUAAACACUUACAGUGCUUUGUUACAAAAUAUAUUCUUACCCUGUUCUGUUCAUUCCAAGUUGUUGUUGUUUUUUUUUUUAAGAAAGAUGUGAAUAUUCUAUCCUGUGUUUGGGUGACAACUUUCAGAUUUAAUACACUGUAUUUUUUAAAAAAGGAAAUGCACUUAAAUGCACUGUUAUUACAAAAAAAAUAGGUAAGAAGGAAAAAUGUGAGUUUUUUAAAAAUAUAUGCUGUAAUACCAGUAGACUAUUUAAAAGAAUUGCUACAUCUGAAUAAUCAGUGUAAAUAUUUCCUUUAAAAAAUUGUAAGUUUUUCAUAUCAUGUAUUGUAAAGUUUUCAUAAAUGAGGCUUUAAUGUAAACACUGGUAACAUGAAUGAUUUAACUGCAA
This is a messenger RNA of Podarcis muralis (Common wall lizard), 2863 nucleotides long. It is a transcript of the gene TOX3, whose product is annotated as TOX high mobility group box family member 3. The record is from RefSeq and is a predicted model, not a curated record. NCBI's taxonomy places the organism in Eukaryota, Metazoa, Chordata, Lepidosauria, Squamata, Lacertidae. Gene Ontology annotation, cellular component: nucleus. Gene Ontology annotation, biological process: regulation of transcription by RNA polymerase II. Gene Ontology annotation, molecular function: chromatin DNA binding.